Messenger RNA from Nelumbo nucifera (sacred lotus), 1380 nucleotides. RefSeq names its product small COPII coat GTPase SAR1A-like. Gene Ontology annotation, molecular function: GTP binding; GTPase activity. Gene Ontology annotation, biological process: intracellular protein transport. NCBI's taxonomy places the organism in Eukaryota, Viridiplantae, Streptophyta, Magnoliopsida, Proteales, Nelumbonaceae. The record is from RefSeq and is a predicted model, not a curated record.
CGAGUCACGAGUUCAACCCGAUCGAUGGACGAACCGGAAACCUGAUACAGGUUGUACUCACGUUCUUUACAUCGAUACUUCAAUUUCUUUGAUUUUUCAAAGCCGAAUUCUCAGCUCCUCCCUCUUUCUCAUUUUUUUUCCUUCUUUGCUCUGUGGCUCCCUCCGUCUCUGUUUCUCUCCCUCUUUCUCCGUCCAUCGUCGUUUUAGAUAUUUUCCCGCUAAUCGAGCGGGGGAUAUGAGCUUUUGAAGUUUUUCGAUUGGUCGAUCUAGCUUUUUUUCGACCGGAUUUAUUAGGUUUUGUAGGAUUUCUGUGUGGUUUGUUUGGAUCGGAUUCUGAUCCUCGUCGGUAAUCAUGUUUCUUCUCGAUUGGUUCUACGGCGUUCUUGCAUCGCUCGGCCUUUGGCAGAAAGAGGCCAAGAUCUUGUUUCUAGGGCUUGAUAAUGCCGGAAAGACGACGCUGCUUCACAUGUUGAAAGAUGAGAGAUUGGUUCAACAUCAGCCGACACAGUAUCCGACAUCAGAGGAAUUAAGUAUCGGGAAAAUCAAGUUUAAAGCCUUCGAUUUGGGAGGGCAUCAGAUCGCUCGCAGAGUCUGGAAGGAUUACUAUGCAAAGGUUGAUGCAGUGGUGUACCUGGUUGAUGCCUAUGACAAAGAAAGAUUUGCGGAGUCAAAGAAAGAGUUAGAUGCGCUCCUCUCAGAUGAGGCACUGGUCAAUGUUCCUUUCCUUGUGCUGGGCAACAAGAUCGAUAUACCCUAUGCAGCUUCAGAGGAUGAGUUGCGCUACCACCUUGGCCUGACAAACUUCACCACAGGUAAGGGAAAGGUAAAUCUUGCCGAUUCAAACGUGCGUCCUCUGGAGGUCUUCAUGUGUAGCAUAGUCCGCAAGAUGGGGUAUGGUGAUGGAUUCAAGUGGCUCUCUCAAUACAUUAAGUAGGGAAAGAUCCAGGUAGAUAUUUCAAGCUACCCAGAUGGUAUUUUUGCGUCACUACUACAGUUUCUUACCAGACUAAAAUUCGCAUGCACGUGUUGUCCUUUUGGAUUGGUGUUGAAGGAGGUAUUUAAUCAUCACUGCUAUGUAAAGUGGAUGUGUAAUAGCAAAAUUUAACCUGGUUUGGUAGCUGGUAUAUGACAUUUUUUUUCCAAUUUUACCUUUUUUUUUUGUCUUUUUUGGGGGGAAGGUUAGGGUAGAAAUGUGUUAUGUUUACUUGAUUUGUUUGAAAAUCAGGAUUUGCGGAACCAAUAAUUGGAUUAAGGUAAGUAGUGUAGUGGUGGUAUUUACCCCAGGAUUUUUGACUGGCCAAUUCUUUUGCUUAUAAAGAAUUUUACUGUAGCAUGUAAAUGGUUCCUUGAUUUACCUGGUUCAAGUGCUUUCAGCGUCUC